AACCAGGAACCUCUUGAGGAUUCUGGGAUUUUUCUGUUUAUGGAUUACAGCUGAGACUCAAAUGAAAAUCCCACCCGAAACGGUGCAGCAGUGGGCGUUAGCAUUCUCCGUUGAACUUCGAGACAUUACAACCAAAUACUCCGGCUCCCUGCUGCUGCAGAAGAAACUGAAGGAUGUGGAGUCCAUCGUCAAGAUUGUGGAGCUGAACGGAGAUGACCUUGUGAAGGACUACUCUGAUGACAUCGAACGAAUGUUGGGAAGUAAGAUGAAGUCUGUAAAGCGGUUAGCAGAAUCCGCAGAGGAUGCUGACCUGUACCAUGAAUUCAACGCUACUUUACAGUUUGAUUACUACAACUCCAUGCUGAUCAACACGGUGGAUGAAGAUGGAAACAACAUAGAGCUGGGUGGAGAGUUUCCCCUCGAAGAGAACGAGCAUUUCAACAAAUUGCCUGUGAACACGCAGCAGAGCAACAUUCAGGUUCCCACCAACGUCUACAACAAAGAUCCAAACAUUCUCAACGCCAUCUACAACUCAGAGGCUUUAAAUGACGUCUUCAUCGGUAACUUCCAGAAGGAUCCUACACUGACCUGGCAGUACUUUGGCAGUUCCUACGGCUUCUUCAGGAUCUACCCUGGUAUUAAAUGGACUCCAGACUCCAACGGUGUGGCAGCCUUUGACUGCAGGAACAGAAACUGGUACAUCCAGGCAGCUACAUCACCGAAGGACAUCAUCAUCAUGGUGGACAUCAGUGGGAGCAUGAAGGGCUUGAAGAUGACUAUUGCUAAACACACCAUCAACACCAUCCUGGACACACUGGGAGAGAACGACUUUGUCAACGUCAUUGCUUACACUGACUAUGUCCGCUACGUGGAGCCAUGCUUCAGAGGAACUCUGGUCCAAGCUGACUUGGACAACCGAGAGCACUUUAAGUUGCUGGUGGAGGAACUGCAUGUCAAAGGAGAAGCAAAAAUCAAGAAUGCCAUGAAGGAAUCCUUCAAGAUCCUAAACGAGGCCAGGGUGAAUGGUCAGGGCAGCAUGUGUAACCAGGCCAUCAUGCUGAUCACAGACGGAGCCAUGGAAGACUUUGAGUCUGUCUUUGAGGAAUUCAACUGGCCUGAGCGCAGGGUGAGAGUCUUCACCUACCUGAUUGGCAGAGAGAUGACCUUCGCUCAAAACACCAAGUGGAUCGCCUGCAACAAUAAAGGGUAUUACACACACAUCUCAACGCUGGCUGACGUGCAGGAAAACGUCAUGGAGUACCUGCACGUGCUCAGUCGUCCCAUGGUCAUUAACCACGACCAUGACAUCAUCUGGACAGAAGCCUACAUGGAUACUGUGCUCUUCGCCACCAAAGCUCAGAGUCUCCUGCUGAUGACCUCAGUGGCCAUGCCCGUCUUCAGCAAGAAGAAGGAAACGCUGUCUCAUGGGAUCUUGCUGGGAGUGGUAGGCACAGAUAUUCCUCUUAUGGAGGUGAUGAAGCUUGCACCCAGAUACAUGCUGGGAGCACACGGCUACGCCUUCCUCCUCAACAACAACGGUUACAUCCUGGCUCAUCCUGACCUUCGACCUCUGUAUAAAGAUGGAAAGAAACUGAAGCCGAAGCCAAACUACAACAGUGUAGAUCUGUCUGAGGUGGAGUGGGAAGACAUAGAUGAGAUGCUGAGAACAGCAAUGGUGAAAGGAGAGACAGGCAGCAUCACUCUGAGCAUCAGAGCGUCUGUGGAUAAAGGGAAAAGACCCCUUUACCUGGUCAAUGACUAUUUCUACACAAACAUUGAUGAAACGCCUUUCAGCUUCGGCAUGGUGCUGACGAGGGGUCACGGCAGUCUGAUGUUUAUGGGAAACGUGUCUGUGGAAGAAGGGCUGCACGAUCUGACCUCCCCAGACCUCAGGAUUGCCUCUGAGUGGACUUACUGUGAGACGGACAUUGAUCCUGCUCACCGAAAAUACUCUCAGCUUCAGGCUGUGGUUCGCUACCUGCAGGGGAAGGAGCCUGACCUCGAGUGUGACGAGGUGUUACUACAGCAGUUGUUGUUUGACGCCGUGGUAACGGCUCCAGUGGAGGCCUACUGGAAUGCCUUGCUGCUGAAUGACAGGGUGGAGCCAGGGGUGGAGACGGCGUUCCUCGGCACUCGUUCUGGACUGAUGAGGCACAUGAAAUACGCAGGGAUGGAGAUGAGGGUGGCGAAGAGGUUCCUGACCCCAUCUGAUAAAGACAACCUGUUCACUAUGGACCACUUCCCCCUGUGGUACCGCUUGGCUGUGGAAAACACUCCAGGGACAUUUUACUACUACCCUCAGAAUUUUCUCUCUGCAGGAGUGAAAUAUAUCAUAGCAACGACAGCAGUGGCGGUUUCAUCUGGAGGAAAGAUGGCCAUGGCAGGAGCUAUCGGGGUGCAGAUGUCCUUGGAUUUGCUGGAAAAGAGGUUCUGGGCCAUUGCCAAGCAGUGCACCAACAUUGAAGGUGUGUGUCCUCUGAGCUGUGAGAGUGACGAACUAAGCUGUUUCCUGGUCGACAACAACGGCUUCAUCGUGUUGUCCAAAGAAAGGAACGAUAUUGGCCGUUUCUUUGGUGAGUUGGACGGCUCCAUCAUGGCUUCACUAAUGAAGAUGGGAAUGUACAAAAAAGUGUCGUUGUUUGACUACCAGGCCAUGUGUAAGAACAGCCACCAUCACGCCAGCAGCGCCCGACCUUUGCUCAGCCCAUUCUACGUCAUGGUGGCCUUGAUAAGAUGGCUCUUUUCCAAUGCAGUGAUGUUCCUCCUGGACUUUAACCUCUGUGGUUUCUGGCACUCUGAUUACUUUGUGGACGCCAAAGCUGGUUAUCACACAUCUCAUAAACAGAAGAAGGUGGAGGCGCUGGUACCAUGUGACACGGCAUAUCCUGGUUUCAUGUAUGACCCAUCCGUCAGAGAGGCCAACAGCCUCAUCAAGUGUGGACGCUGCCAGAAGAUGUUUGUGGUGCAGCAGAUUCCUGACAGCAACCUGGUUCUGGUUGUGACUCAAGCUUACUGUGACUGCUCUCGACAGUAUGGAUCCAUCCUGCUGGAGCCCAAAGAAAUCAAAUAUAACGCAACAGUGAAGUGCAACAGGAUGAAAUCUCAGAAGGUGCGGCGGCGCCCAGAGUCCUGCCACGCCUACCACCCAAAGGAGGAUGCUACAGAGUGUGGGGGGGCGUCAGCUAUCUCCAUGUCAUCGCCUCUCUUGUCCGCCUCUCUGUUCGUCUCAUCGGUCCUCCUCGGCUGGACGUAAACCAGGACAAACCUGCCAACAGGAGGAAACAUGAUCACAUCCCGUUCUGAUUCUGAUUCCAGAGGAACUCUGACGGACGACUCUGGAUGUUCAG
Molecule: messenger RNA, 3347 nt
Organism: Melanotaenia boesemani (Boeseman's rainbowfish)
Lineage: Eukaryota; Metazoa; Chordata; Actinopteri; Atheriniformes; Melanotaeniidae
Product: voltage-dependent calcium channel subunit alpha-2/delta-4-like
Exons: 38
Coding region: 62-3253 (1063 amino acids)
Cellular component (GO): voltage-gated calcium channel complex
Molecular function (GO): voltage-gated calcium channel activity
Source: RefSeq, a predicted model, not a curated record